GGACUUGUGAAAGUGCUCACAGGGGGAACCACAUCUGCAUUGAGAGGCUGAAUGGUGGAGGUCGAGGGACCACACAGCCAUGUCCUGGCUGCCUUGAGUCUGCCUCCUGCCAGCGUUCCAGGGCUCUGGCCCUGUCCAGCCCCUGCAACCGCUCCCGCACCUAUUCCUCCCCUCAGCCUGCGCGAAGGCACUCCUCAAGCUUCAGGACUCAGCAGGCACAAUAGCAGUCACGUGCAUGCUGGGACCGAGACGGACAGGCUGCUUCUCCUCCGGCCGUUCCUCGGGCCCCCAGAGAACCAUCUGUUUGCCUCCUGGUGCCGUCUAACCCAGGUGAGCGAGAGGAUGCUGGCGGGGGGCGUGAGGAGCAUGCCCAGCCCCCUCCUGGCCUGCUGGCAGCCCAUCCUCCUGCUGGUGCUGGGCUCGGUGCUGUCAGGCUCAGCCACAGGCUGCCCGCCCCGCUGCGAGUGCUCCGCCCAGGACCGCGCAGUGCUCUGCCACCGCAAGCGCUUUGUGGCGGUGCCCGAGGGCAUCCCCACUGAGACCCGCCUGCUGGACCUGGGCAAGAACCGCAUCAAAACGCUCAACCAGGACGAGUUUGCCAGCUUCCCGCACCUGGAGGAGCUGGAGCUCAAUGAGAACAUCGUGAGCGCCGUGGAGCCUGGUGCCUUCAACAACCUCUUCAACCUCCGGACGCUGGGGCUCCGCAGCAACCGCCUGAAGCUCAUCCCCCUGGGCGUCUUCACCGGCCUCAGUAACCUGACCAAGCUGGACAUCAGCGAGAACAAGAUUGUCAUCCUGCUGGACUACAUGUUCCAGGACCUGUACAACCUCAAGUCACUGGAAGUCGGUGACAACGACCUCGUCUACAUCUCCCACCGAGCCUUCAGCGGCCUCAACAGCCUGGAGCAGCUGACGCUGGAGAAAUGCAACCUGACCUCCAUCCCCACCGAGGCGCUGUCCCACCUGCACGGUCUCAUCGUCCUGCGGCUCCGGCACCUCAACAUCAAUGCCAUCCGGGACUAUUCCUUCAAGAGGUUGUACCGGCUCAAGGUCUUGGAGAUCUCUCACUGGCCCUACUUGGACACCAUGACUCCCAACUGUCUCUACGGCCUCAACCUGACGUCCCUGUCUAUCACGCACUGCAACCUGACCGCUGUGCCCUACCUGGCGGUGCGCCACCUGGUCUAUCUCCGCUUCCUCAACCUCUCCUACAACCCCAUCAGCACCAUUGAGGGCUCAAUGUUGCAUGAGCUGCUAAGGCUGCAGGAGAUCCAGCUGGUGGGUGGGCAGCUGGCCGUGGUGGAGCCCUACGCCUUCCGCGGCCUCAACUACCUGCGCGUGCUCAAUGUCUCCGGCAACCAGCUGACCACACUGGAGGAGUCGGCCUUCCACUCGGUGGGCAACCUGGAGACGCUCAUCCUGGACUCCAACCCGCUGGCCUGCGACUGCCGGCUCCUGUGGGUGUUCCGGCGCCGCUGGCGGCUCAACUUCAACCGGCAGCAGCCCACGUGUGCCACGCCCGAGUUCGUCCAGGGCAAGGAGUUCAAGGACUUCCCUGAUGUGCUCCUGCCCAACUACUUCACCUGCCGCCGUGCCCGCAUCCGGGACCGCAAGGCCCAGCAGGUGUUUGUGGAUGAGGGCCACACAGUGCAGUUCGUGUGCCGGGCGGAUGGCGACCCGCCGCCCGCCAUCCUCUGGCUCUCGCCCCGCAAGCACCUGGUCUCGGCCAAGAGCAACGGGCGGCUCACAGUCUUCCCCGAUGGCACGCUGGAGGUGCGCUACGCCCAGGUACAGGACAACGGCACUUACCUGUGCAUCGCGGCCAACGCAGGCGGCAACGAUUCCAUGCCUGCCCACCUGCACGUGCGCAGCUACUCGCCCGACUGGCCCCAUCAGCCCAACAAGACCUUCGCCUUCAUCUCCAACCAGCCGGGCGAGGGAGAGGCCAACAGCACCCGCGCCACCGUGCCUUUCCCCUUCGACAUCAAGACCCUCAUCAUCGCCACCACCAUGGGCUUCAUCUCUUUCUUGGGCGUCGUCCUCUUCUGUCUGGUGCUGCUGUUUCUCUGGAGCCGUGGCAAGGGCAACACCAAGCACAACAUCGAGAUUGAGUAUGUGCCCCGCAAGUCGGACGCAGGCAUCAGCUCCGCCGACGCACCUCGCAAGUUCAAUAUGAAGAUGAUAUGAGGCCGGGGCGGGGGGCGGGGACCCUGGGGCGUGCUGGGCGG
Messenger RNA from Kogia breviceps (pygmy sperm whale), 2228 nucleotides. Lineage: Eukaryota; Metazoa; Chordata; Mammalia; Artiodactyla; Physeteridae. The record is from RefSeq and is a predicted model, not a curated record.